Messenger RNA from Brachypodium distachyon (stiff brome), 6235 nucleotides. RefSeq lists its product as uncharacterized. Bases 2868 to 5750 code for a protein of 960 amino acids. The transcript is spliced from 5 exons. The record is from RefSeq and is a predicted model, not a curated record. NCBI's taxonomy places the organism in Eukaryota, Viridiplantae, Streptophyta, Magnoliopsida, Poales, Poaceae.
GCCGGCGCUGCAAACCAACGGCGGCCCCCCAGAAAUGUCGAGCCCUCUGCACCGGAGCCGGCGACCGGUGCUCCGCUUAGGGCGCGCCUCUCCUCCCCUCUGCACUGCCGGACCACUGCCCAGGUAACCUGUUCCAGAUCCCUCCAUCCCGUAGGUAGCAUUCUAACGAGGCGCAGAUUCUAGAUCACAUCCAGAUGUGUUCGUACGCAUGAGAUUCAGUUGUGGUUUCGCAGUUCUGGAUGCUGUAGAAUGUCACGCGCAAGUACCUUCUUGUCAAAUUCAUCAUCUGUUUGUUUUGCUGAAUGUCUUAACGAUUCCUCUGCGGCAUUUUCUUCAAAAAAAUUCCUCUGCCUCUAACAAAGCAAUUGUAAGCUACUUAUGUAGUUUUGUUCUACUCCAUCUGUCAAUCUUUAGCGAAAGAUACCUCCAUCUCGUAGGUAGUUUUCUCUUUAAAUCCACGAGCAAAGAAUCGAUUUCUGUCUUUAGCGAAAGCUAAAGGUAACCCUCUCGAUGAAAGAGAAAAGGCAAAGCAAACGGUAAAGAUGUUAGUGCUUGCUUCUUCUUUUUUAUGUCUACAAGGCAUUUUUGUACACACAAACACAACAACGAAGCACCCCAAAUACUUCAUCUCAUCAUGUAGCAUGUCCCUUUUUCGCUCUCCAUCUGUCAAUCUUGUAGUGGCACCUGAAUGAUCUAUUUACCUUCUACUAAGGAGCUAUAUACAUACUCUCCACAUUGUGCCAACUAUUCUCCAAGGUAUGCAACUAGCUCAGCUUACACCUGUGCUCAAUCUGCUUUACCUGCUUCUCAAGAUUUAUAGUAUAAGCUAGCUUUAUUUGUUGCUCCUGCUUGUAUAUCAAUGUAUAUAGGAGCCAACCCAACCUGUUUGAGGAGUUAAUCGGGAGACUUCUAUGAACAACUGAUGGGCAACGAUAGUCCAAAAAUGGAAUUAAUCUAGAGGCUAGAGGUUGCCAGAUGCUACAAAUUCGCCAUAUGCAUACGGAAGUAUUUUUACACUUAGCAAUCACCUUUUGUUCCAUUCUGCAUGUUAUCCUUGGAUAAAGUGUUGUAUAUAAUAAUGCCACUACUUUCAUUAGUUAAUUGCAUCAUGCAUGUGUUGCCUUGCCCAUAGCAUCUUUUUACAUAAACCAUUACUAUGUAUCUAGCUAAUUUGAACUGGUGAUCACUGUCCUCAUCGCUUCAGAUGUGCAUGCACGUUACCAGGGCAGGCACCAUUGAUAAAUCCAUGGAAGGAAUUCUCGAUGAACUCAAGGAUACUAGAACAAAAGAAAAUUUCUUCUAAUUUGAUGGCUGGGACAGGCUGGGGGCAUCUGCUGGCCUGAGAGAUGUAGUUUUAGUUUAUUUACAUUAUUGGAACGUUGCAUGUGCGCGGUCACUAGUUACCCCUGUAGAUGCUCUUAAUUAUCUCUGCCUGUUUUGUUGUUUUGUCAAGUAUGAUUUUGGAAAUUCACAAGGGUUUUUCGACUUUGUGCCGUCAUACCUGCGCUAGGCUGUCAACAUUGUGGAAGGUUGGAUGGAUGUCGCGCAUUAUGGGCUGGGAGCCUGGGAUGGGCCAUGCUCCUCUGACAUUCCCACACCUUGAAGAUAUGGCUGCCAGUCGAUCUGAAUCUCCAACUAUGACAAUGCACUACGCCGUCCCUCUGCAUCUCUACCGAUGCUGUUGCAUACCACGGUGGUGGUAGUCUCGCCUCCAAGCUGAACCAACCGCAGCCCCAAAGAUGGCACCGGCGCCACCGGCCGAGCCCUAUCUUUCUGUUACCUGGUGCACCUCCUUGCUCACUGCUAUAGCUUCUAUAUUCCCAGUUGUUUCAUUCGCCGGAAUUAAUUCUUCACUCAGUUUCUUCGUGAUAGAUACUACCACUAUUGGAAACUGGAAUUUGCCCCCAUUUCUUGACCUCCUCAGUGGUUUGAUCACAGAGCUCCCUCCUGGAGUAAAUCAAUCUUACAAUUCUCUUCUGCGAUGUCCACAUUUGCAACUUAUUACACUGGAAGCACAGAAACAGUACUCCCUCCGAUCCAUAAUAAGUGUCUUGGAUUCAGUACAACGAUCCAUAAUAAGUGUCUAGGAUUUAGUACAAAGUUGUACUGAAUCCAAGACACUUAUUAUGGAUCGGAGGGAGUACAACUUAACAGAGGCACACAUGAUACACACUGUCCCUUCCUAGUCCUAAUUGUUGAAGUCCUUGUGGUUUUUAGUGAAGGCUUUCUACAACUCAAAUCUGGAGGUUUUCCAUGGGAUCGCUUCAAUGUGGAUGGUGAAAAGGAACACAAGUUUUUCAAUUAGCAGGAAGAGCCAACGGCCUUGCAAUAUAAUAUGUGUAUCUUUAAAUCCUGCAUCUAACCAGCUACAAGCAAAGGAUUGAUUUCUUCUUUUGGAACUUAAACAAUUGAUUUCUGUCUUUAGCUAAAGCAAAAGGUAACCCUCACAAGGAAUGCAAAAAAAUGGAAAGCAGAAGGUUAAGAAUAGAACCACUUAGCUUGCUUUUAUUCUGUCUAAGGCAUUUGUGAACACACACAAGAACGAAGCACCCUAAAUAUUUCAUCACAGCAUGUAGCAUGUCCCAUCUUUCCCUCUCCAAUCCGGCCGUCUUAUACUAGCGCCUGAAUGGUGUAUUUGGCAUCUAUCUGGCUAUAGAGUCUCUACAUAGUACCACUUAUUCAACAUAGCCAAGAACCAAUCGACAACCAGCGGUCGAGAAAUUAAUCUGGAGAUUAUUUACGAGGAACCAAUCAACGACCGGUCGAGAAACUAAUCUGGAGAUUGUUAAUGGGCUGACCUGAUCGAUGUUAACACUUAAAUGGAAUUAAUCUAGAGGCUUGAAAUUGACGGAUCCAGCCAAUCCAUCAUGCGUACAGAGGUUAUCAAGGCAGACACCAUUGAUGGGGCCGUUGAAGGAAUUCUCAGUGAACUCAAUAGAAGUAGAGAGAACAUCAUCUACUUUGAUGGCUGGGACGGGCUGGGGGCAUCUGCCGUCCUGCAAGCCGUAGCUCAACGACUGAAACUAAAGGAACCGACGAGGCCUCCGGGACUGGAAUUCGAGCACGUCAUCCACAUCGACUGCUCAAAGUGGGAAAGCACAAGAGCUGUGCAAAGGGAGAUCGCAGAGCAGCUGAAGCUUCCCAGUCGGGUGAUGGAGAUGUUUGACAAGCAAGACGAGGAGGAUGAUUUCAAUGGGGUUACUGAUCGAAGCUCUCGCAUGGAGAUAGCAGAGGUCACGGCGGAGAUCCAGAGGAGAAUUGAGGGCCACAGGUUUUUGCUGGUUCUUCAUAACGGAAGCAGUGAGGAGAUUGACAUAACUGAUCUUGGUCUUUCUGUAUAUGGGUAUCUGAGGAGCAAGAUGUUAUGGACGUUCCAAGGGAGGUUUCGGAUCAACUCCAAAAUUAGAGACGAGGUAGUGAAGAGGAAUACAACAGAUGUUCUUCUCUCAGCUUCACGCUCUAAGCGAGAUCUUCAAGAGUUGUGGUCCUAUCUACUGCGUGAAGAGGCUACACAAGUUGUUUGCAAGCAUGGCAUUGAUCCUGCAAUAGCUGCCGAGUGCUUCCUGUAUAUCUUCACACUAAAUUGCAUCCAUGGCCAUCAUGCCGACACUGAGUAUGAUUUGUCGAAACAUACUUGCAACUAUUGGGUAUGUGAUGGGAUCAUACAGCAAGUCUCAGACAUUGAUGAAGCUUGGCAAGUCGGUGAUGCUCUGCAGGGCGAGAUGCGGUUGGAUAAAGAAAACCACAUGAAGGAAUUGCCCUUUGACUUGGUAAGGCGUGCUGCUGAAAGCAUACCGCACUGGUCUUCACCGGCUAAUGGAUUUCUGGUGGUUCCGGCUGGAGUCAUUCCCAAAGGAAUGUUUCAACAUUUUGACAAGCUUUGUGUGCUAAAACUCUCAAGUUGUACCUUCAGUUUUUCAUCACCUCCAUUUCUCUGCUGUCACAUCCUUAGAUUUCUAUGGCUUGACCACUGCCAAGACCUAAGAAGCUCGGAUGCAGAAAAGAAGGAAGAGGACGAGGACACAACUAGGAUGUGGGCCUGCUUCCAAAGCUUGUGGGUGCUUGACAUGCGGUACACAGAUUGGGAUCAGAUCUUGUCAGCACAGACUAUGGAUCUCAUGACCCAGGUCAGGGAGCUAAACGUGAUGGGAGCCAAGAACUGGGACAUGAGCCAUUUACAGGGACGGCUGCGUAACAUUCGCAAGCUGCGGGUAACAAAGUCCACCUGUUGCUUCAGUAACAACGUGUUCCCCGAGAUGGAAAGCAUGGAGCUUCUUGAAUUUUCUGGAAAUACCAUCAGACAAGGCAUGCCAAGUUUAUCUGGAGCAGCAAGCAACAGUAACCUUAAGACUGUUAUUAUUGAUGGAUGUGAUGGGUUAGAAGUUAUCUCUUUGCAGGGCUGCAAAGAAUUGAGUAACCUGUUCUUCAAAGGAUUGUUUGAGAGUGUCAAGGAGCUGGACCUUUCAGGCACAAAAGUGAAAACCCUCAACCUUAGAGAAGUGGGAGCCAUCUCACUCCCCGAGCGGAUCAUCCUGCUAGGCUGCGAGGAGCUCCAUGCGAUAUUGUGGCCACAAGAUGGACAAGGAUGGGAUGGUUUGCUGCUUAUUGACACCACCUCAACACCAGCAUCAGCUGAUGGUUCCCUCGGGCAGCAGAAAGAAAAAAAGUUGAAGGGUGGAUGGCAGAUUUCUCUUACGGAUACAAGGCUCCUUAGGUCGCUUUCUCCUGUAGCAAGUUACUUAACACCGAUUGUACAUAUUGAUAUCAGUUCUGAAGCCCCUAUUGUCCAAGGAACAAGCAGCGAGCAACUAGUGCAAGUCCAACAUACAGGCGCCACGGUGGACUCCAAUUAUAGAGAUGUCUUGAAGCAUGGCCCAGUUACAGAAAUGAUGAUGUGGGACUGUCCCGAGAUGCCAGUGGGGUCAUCCUCAUGUUUCAUAGAAGUGAUCAUGCGUGGGGGGAAGGGCAAGGAACUCUUGGAGGAUGCUCCAAGUGCUUGCACUAGUGCUUUACUGUUGCCAGAUUUUGUAUGUGAGCAGGUUACAUCGCUGCACGUGUACAAUAACUCGUCCAUCACCAGUAUUCCUGUACCACCCAGUGGAUCAGGAUGGAAUUUUCUAUUUUGGUGCCAGGUGGAGAGGUGCCCCAAGUUACACACAGUCUUCACUGUUCCCCAGGGCAGUAGUGUGGACAGCUUUCGGCGUCUGAAGACAUUCUGGGCAUCACAGCUCCUGACGACAUGCUACAUCUGGGACUGGACAGUUUUUGUAACAUCUCAUACCUUUCGACGCCUGAAGUUUUUGCACCUGGACUACUGCCCGAGGCUCAUACAUGUGCUCCCCAUACAUAAAAGCUCCUUGUCCGGACUAGAGACUCUAGAGAUAGUGUACUGCAGUGAUCUCAGGGAGGUUUUCCCAUUGAGCCCUGAGCUUCAAGAUCAGGAUAAAAUUAUACAAUUUCCCGAGCUGAGGCGCAUCCACCUGCACGAGCUUCCCACGCUGCAGCACAUCUGUGGGCGCAGGAUGUACGCGCCUAAUCUCGAGACAAUCAAGAUCAGGGGCUGCUGGAGCCUCUGGCGCCUGCCGGCCAUCGGACGCGACAGCAAGCCGCCCAAGGUGGACUGCGAGAAGGAUUGGUGGGACAAUCUGGAGUGGGACGGGGUGGAGAAGUACCACCACCCUUCCCUCUACGAGCCGAGCGACUCAAAGUACUACAAGGCCAAGCUGCCAAGAGGCAGCCUGCUCAGGUAAUCAGCUUCCGUCCAACUGCGCACAUGUAAUUCGAUCAUGCAGUCCUGCCUGCACAACUUAAGAUCUCCGGCCGUGUGUGUUGCUUGCCUGCAUUUUAGCUUGAUUGAUUUGUGAGUUCUCUUCAUCUGCAUUGCCAUGGUAUGGCGUUGCACCUUCCAGAUUGGUUUGGCUUAUCGAGCAAAUGAGAAAUAAAGCAGAGCAGGCAUUAUUCAGCUUAUAUAUGCAAGAGUACCCCUGAGUGCUCAUGUUGUUGCCCCUGCUCCUAUGUGCGUCUGUUUUGGUGUGGAUUGUCAGCUGUGGGCUGAUUGUAAUUUGUAAGCAUAAAUGACGAUGAUUGUGUAUGUGCUGUUGUUUGUUAUGUAUGAAUAAUCAGCCUUGGACUAAUUGUGAUUUGUAAGCAUAAAUGAUGACUUUGUGUGUGGUUUCUUUGGUCUGCUCUAGUCUGAAAGCUUAUGCGAUAAUUAUUGAUGAGAGUAUUCAUGAUA